AUGGAAAUCCUAAAGGGAAAUUUCCUCGUGAACGCUAACGAGGAGACCGUGAUAGCGAACGAGAUAAUCCGUUCGAGCGAGAUGAUCGGGUUGUACUUCUCAGCGUCGUGGUGCCCACCCUGUCGGAGUCUCCUGCCGCUGCUAAAGGCCACUUACAAGGAGGCGCGCUCGCGGGGCGCCAAGCUCGAGGUGGUGUUCGUCCCCUCGGACUCGGAUGAUCAGCAGAUGAUGCGCUUUUUCGUCGACAAUCACGGGCCCUGGUUCGCUGUGCCGGUGGGACCGCUGACUGCGGCUGUGAGGAGGAAGAUGCAGAUCCACGCCAUACCCCAACUCGUCGUCGUCAACAACCGAGGCGAGGUUGUGAGGAGAAACGGCAGGGCGGACUUGGAGGGCCACGAGGACCCGCUCUCGCUGUGGUUUCCAAGAUUGAAUCGCGGAGCUGCCGGCGAAAAUUAG
Copidosoma floridanum is the source of this 456-nucleotide messenger RNA. RefSeq names its product nucleoredoxin-like. The record is from RefSeq and is a predicted model, not a curated record. Gene Ontology annotation, cellular component: nucleus. Lineage: Eukaryota; Metazoa; Arthropoda; Insecta; Hymenoptera; Encyrtidae. Gene Ontology annotation, molecular function: thioredoxin-disulfide reductase (NADPH) activity. Gene Ontology annotation, biological process: negative regulation of protein ubiquitination; negative regulation of Wnt signaling pathway.